AUGAGCAGUCACGUUCGAAGGCUCCAAUAUCAACAACAACAGCAGAGGCAAGCGCAGUUACAAAGGUUAUAUGCACAUGGUAGCCUCUCCUCUUUGGGACGUGGCUACGAGGCUUCUUUGCCCGGUGUUGCCACCUCAUAUCUGAGCGGUGUCAGUAGUGGAGCUGUUCGACCUAGCCCCGGUUCCGUUGUCUCUUUUGACCACCGCAGCUACACACGUCAGGUUCCUGGCGGUAGUAUGAUGAGUUUUAAUCCUCCAUCCACCUUGGCUAGUCGAUCACUCUUGGGUAGACCUGGGUUGUAUGCUAAGAGCAGUCUCCAUCGGUCUCGCAGUCUGGGCGCAUCAAAGGCCUCCUUAGCCACGAUACAAAGUGGUCGGUCGACAAUUCAAGCGGAGCAUCAUGAUCGAAAGGUACAAUUGUUGAUCAAGGCGGUGGACUUCCGACGCGCUACGAAGCCCUACUUUUGGUCAAUCUUCUUCUUCACUCUCUUCCUCUUCACCCUCUUCAUCGGCCUCCUUAUCAUAUGCUUGCGUCAUGUCUACAUGAACCUCAUCCUUUCCGUUGACGUAGGCGAGUCCAUCGGUCCUCUGCUUUGUGGUCUGUCGUUCCUCUUUCUUGGGGCAGGAUUCAAAUUCCUCUACGAUGCCUACCAGACUGGGGCCCGUGAACGUCAGAAAAUUAAGUAUGUGCCGGAUAGUGCCUCCACUGUGGCCGUAAAGGUGACUGCUGCGCCAGCAAUUGAUACGACAGAAGAACUUAUGAGUGGCAAAACAACGGACAAGGCCCUAACACGCGCUCCCAUCGGCACACGAACUGUGAACCCCUCGGUCUUAUCCUACUAA
Messenger RNA from Hydatigera taeniaeformis, 843 nucleotides. NCBI's taxonomy places the organism in Eukaryota, Metazoa, Platyhelminthes, Cestoda, Cyclophyllidea, Taeniidae. The record is from the annotation of a GenBank genome assembly.